Messenger RNA from Amyelois transitella, 1035 nucleotides. RefSeq lists its product as uncharacterized. The record is from RefSeq and is a predicted model, not a curated record. The transcript is spliced from 2 exons. Lineage: Eukaryota; Metazoa; Arthropoda; Insecta; Lepidoptera; Pyralidae. Bases 181 to 1035 code for a protein of 284 amino acids.
UUGGCUCUUUUAGUCUUUUUGCCUUUUCUAAGUUUAUUAUCGUGUUCUUUUUAGAUCAAGUUUAGUAUAAAUAAAUUGAGAUUCCUUUUGCACAGCCAGUACAGUCUUAACUUCGACCGAAAUGCAUUCGGAGUGAAUAUUGGACUUUUAUAUCACCAGUGCAGUGUUUUAGUGACAAAAAUGCAUAAAAGAAAUGUGUGUGUUGCCCUGUUAGUGAUACUGUGUUAUGUGCAUUCGACCAAAGGACUUAUUGAUAAUGGCAGUCAGCCUAAUGAUAUAACUCCAACUGUGGAAACCAAAAAUUCGUCAAGCGAACGAACAGGCAGGCUGUUACAUAAGGAAUGUACUAAUAUUCUGAGCUCGAAAUGCUUGAAAGUUCACGUGCUGUCCUUUUUAGAAGACUUGAGCUCUCGCGAUGAGCUCGGCCUUCUGCCAGGACUAAGUAUCAUUAAAGAGAACCAGACGUCAACUAAUCCAAGUCCAGAAGAAAUGGCUGCCGAGUUGUCGAGACAAUUCCCUGGAAAGCCUGAAGAAAAAUUGAAUAGAUAUCUUUUGUAUCGUUUGCAGGAUUAUUUAGAUGGUCAUUCUUUGAGAUACAAGCUGUUGGAUCCUCAAACUACGAAGGAAGCUCUCAAUAUGGCUAAGGGUGAAAGGGAGUCUGUGGGGAGAAAAUCAGGAGGCGGUGGGGGAGGUUUCGGAGGAGGAAAAGGAGGCGGCGGUGCCCUCCUUGCUGCUGCUAUGAUGAUGAAAGGCGCACUAGCAGCUGCUGCCCUGGGUGCGUUGGCUUUACUAGCUGGAAAGGCGUUGAUGACUGCAUUGAUGUCACUAUUACUGUCUGCACUGGUCGGUCUGAAAGGAGGCGGAGGACAUAAGUCGACAACAUACGAGAUCAUCACCAAGCCAGAAGUGUCUCAUCAUCAUUCCCACAGUCAUGAGGAACAUCAUGAACACGAGCAUGGACAUCACGGCGGUUAUAGAAGAGCGUAUGAUAUGGGUUAUAAUAGCUACAUGCCGUAUGACACCACUACUAGUUAA